Messenger RNA from Antechinus flavipes (yellow-footed antechinus), 663 nucleotides. RefSeq names its product mitochondrial ribosomal protein L57 (gene MRPL57). Bases 104 to 412 code for a protein of 102 amino acids. The transcript has 2 exons. Gene Ontology annotation, molecular function: structural constituent of ribosome. Gene Ontology annotation, cellular component: mitochondrial ribosome. Lineage: Eukaryota; Metazoa; Chordata; Mammalia; Dasyuromorphia; Dasyuridae. The record is from RefSeq and is a predicted model, not a curated record. Gene Ontology annotation, biological process: mitochondrial translation.
GCCUUAGCUUUUCGGCAGUUUUUUUUUUUUUUUUUGCAGCACUGCGGCAGUCCACUGCGGGAGUCUUCUGCGGGAGUCCAAGGCUGCGUUUCGAUCAGACACCAUGUUCCUGACGGUUUUCCUGCGCGGCAGCCGGAUCCCCGGAAAGCAGUGGCUCGGGAAGCACCGGAGGCCGCGGAAGGUGACUUGGGGAAUGAAACAGGGCAUGAUCCGCAGACUGGAGAUAGAAGCGGAGAACGAGUACUGGCUGAGCAUGCCGUACAUGACGUGGGAGCAGGAAUUCAACCAUUCCGUCGCCCGCAGGCGAGAGAACUUUGAGGCCAUCAAGUUGGCGCAGAUGUCCAAGUUUCCCCCGCACAGGUUGGUCGCGGACCAGCUCAACCACCUCAACGUCUCCAAGAAAUGGUCGUGAGAGCCGCUGCCGCUACCCUGGGCUCUCCAGGCCAGGAGCUGCCUUCCUCCCGCAACCACGUAAGCCUCGAGUCAUGCGCUCAGGCCUUCUGCGGAGGGAGCUUGGUAACCCUCGCCUUGGGAUCCCUGACCGCGGUGGCUCGAGUUGGUCAAAGGAGGAGGCGGCGGCGGCUCUUACGUCGUCACCCAAACCUCUGGAAGGCUGAAGCCGAAAUAUUAUGGAGUGAAGAUUAAAUAAAGCUGCAAAAUACU